AUGGCCGUCCACGACCAAAGCAGGAAGGGGCUGCUCGCGUCCGAAGAAAGAGACUUGUUUGAUGGAAGGGACUCGAUUGAUUCGGAGUCUGAUAUUGACAUCAACAAGUAUCCCGAAGUUUCCUACCGAGCCAACCGUACCUUUGACAGACCUCACACACCACUUUACAAACGACCAUGUGUUCGCCUCACCUUUGGUCUUGUAGCAAGUUUUCUCCUCUUUUUCAUCGGCGCCGGCUUGCUGGGACAUAAAGUCCACAAAGAGGACAAGUCAUUGUACGGCCAGUCGCCGCCAUGGUACCCAACGCCCAAGGGCGGAAGUGUUAGCCAGUGGGCAGAGAGUUACAGAAAGGCCGGAGAGAUGGUCUCCAGAAUGACUCUCCCUGAAAAGGUCAACAUUACCACUGGGACAGGCUGGCAGAUGGGUUUGGCCGUCGGUAACAGCGCACCAGCUCUCAAUGUCGGAUUCCCUGGCCUGUGCCUCCAAGACGGCCCGCUGGGUAUUCGGCUUGCAGACAACAUCACAGCCUUCCCUGCCGGUGUGACCGUGGGUGCUACCUUCAACAGAGAGCUCAUGUACCGGCGAGGCAAUGCGCACGGGACAGAGGCUCGUGAGAAGGGCUGCAACAUCUUGCUCGGUCCCUCAGUCGGCCCUCUCGGGCGCAUGCCUGCUGGCGGGCGAAACUGGGAGGGAUUCGGAUCGGAUCCCUACCUCCAAGGUGUUGCUGCCGGAGAGACCGUGCGUGGAAUUCAGGAUGCCAAGGUCAUGGCUACGAUCAAACAUUACAUUGCCAACGAGCAGGAGCACUUCCGCCAGCCCUCAGGAUGGGGAACGCCCGAGUCCAUUUCCAGCAACAUAGAUGACCGGACAUUACAUGAGAUCUAUGCCUGGCCAUUUGGUAACGCCGUCAAAGCCGGUGUCGCCAGCCUCAUGUGCUCUUAUAACCAGGUCAAUAACUCGUACGCCUGUGAGAAUUCCAAGCUUCUGAACGGAAUUCUGAAGGAUGAACUGGGCUUCCAGGGAUUCGUCAUGUCUGAUUGGUUGGCUCAGCGCUCUGGUGUCGCAAGUGCUCUUGCAGGCCUUGACAUGACCAUGCCGGGCGAUGGUUUGAUCUGGGCGGACGGAGACUCGCUUUGGGGCCCCCAUUUAACUCGGGCGGUACUCAAUGGCACUGUCCCUGUUGAACGUCUCAAUGACAUGGCGACCAGGAUUGUGGCUGCUUGGUAUCAGCUUGGACAGGACGACGAGACCGUAUUUGAUAGGAAGGGCCCCAACUUCUCAUCAUGGACGAAUGACGAGAUGGGCUUGAUCUACAAUGGGAGCCCCUCACCCCAGGAGAAGAUAAAGGUAAACCACUUUGUCAAUGUUCAAAGCGACCAUGCAAUUGUUGCUCGCCAGGUUGCUAUCGAGGGAACGGUCUUGUUAAAGAAUGAAGGCGUUUUGCCUCUGACACGUGAUGGAGAGAUUGGCCUCGAGAAGAAGACUAAAUCAGAAGGAAAACUGCGCAUCGGGAUCUACGGCGAUGAUGCUGGGCCUGGAAAAGGCCCCAACUAUUGCAAAGAUCGUGGCUGCAACCAGGGCACCCUUGGAUCCGGCUGGGGAAGUGGUGCUGUCGAAUUCCCUUACCUGGUCGCGCCCGUCAAAGCCCUCCGAGAGGGCUUCAACAAAGAGAAAACCGAGAUUACAGAGUAUCUCAAGAAUGAUGUUACCAAGGGGCAUAAGGAGAUCUUGGAUAAGCAGGACGUCUGCAUCGUGUUCGCCAAUUCGGAUGCUGGCGAAGGCUUCCUCACAUGGGACGGGCUUGAGGGCGACCGCAAUGACUUGAGCUUGCAAAAGGGAGGCGACAAGCUGGUAGAAGAGGUGGCUACCCACUGCGGAGGAGGAGGCGGUUCAACCAUUGUUGUCAUCCACUCCGUCGGCCCCGUCGUUGUGGACAAGUGGAUUGACAUCUCCGGCGUCAAGGCUGUGCUGGCGGCCAACCUGCCUGGACAGGAGAGCGGAAACGCCAUUGCGAGCCUGAUCUUCGGCGACGAGAACCCCAGCGGCAAGCUCCCCUACACGAUCGGCAAGUCUCUCAAGGAUUACGGCCCAGGCGGUCAGAUUAUGUAUCACCCCAAUGGCACAGUCCCGCAGCAGAACUUUGACGAGGGGGCAGCUAUCGACUAUCGUCACUUUGACAGAUAUGGAAUUGAGCCACGAUACGAAUUUGGAUUUGGCCUUUCUUACACGUCAUUUGAGUACAGCGGCAUCAAUGUGAAGCAACACAAGGCCAAAUCAGCUUUACCCGCCAAGCGCCCGGCCCCAGGAGCUACGCCUCCCGAGUAUGACAACAAGAUCCCACCGGUAGAGGAGGCUUUGUUCCCAUCGGAGAUUCGCAAGUUUGAGAAGUUUAUCUACCCGUACAUCAACUCUGCGGACGACAUCAAGUCUGAGCCGUACCCAUACCCCGAAGGCUACGAUGUUGAACAGCCACUGUCCGAAGCUGGAGGCGGCGAGGGCGGUAACCCAGACUUGUGGGAGAUUUACGUAACAGUCAGCGUUGACGUGAAGAACGUUGGCAGCGUUGGUGGCAAAGUCGUGCCGCAGCUAUACCUGUCUUACCCCGUUGACAAAGAUUCGACCCUGCCUUGGCCCGUUCGCGUGCUGAGAGGGUUUGAGAAAGUACAUCUCGAUGUCGGGGAGUCGAAGAAGGUCGAAUUCCCACUGACUAGGCGGGACCUGAGCUACUGGGACGUGGAGAGACAGAACUGGGUGUUGGUGGAGGUUGGCGAAUACCGGUUUGCAGUUGGAGAAAGCUCUCGUGAUGCAAGGGUUACUGCAACAUGGUGA
This is a messenger RNA of Clonostachys rhizophaga, 2829 nucleotides long. NCBI's taxonomy places the organism in Eukaryota, Fungi, Ascomycota, Sordariomycetes, Hypocreales, Bionectriaceae. The record is from the annotation of a GenBank genome assembly.